This is a messenger RNA of Theobroma cacao (cacao), 1603 nucleotides long. Its product is annotated as Pyridoxal-5'-phosphate-dependent enzyme family protein. The record is from RefSeq and is a predicted model, not a curated record. Lineage: Eukaryota; Viridiplantae; Streptophyta; Magnoliopsida; Malvales; Malvaceae. Gene Ontology annotation, molecular function: D-cysteine desulfhydrase activity.
AUACCCUACAGGACGAAAGAAAGAAGCUUCCCGCCGGGGUCUCAGCUUAUUUUAGGGAGCUGCUGAAAUGAAACUUCAUUGUUUACCCACCAGAACGACCUUCACAGCUAUAAACAAAAAUGGGCCAGCUCAGGCACUUCCCAAAAUCAAACUUAGUGGUGAAGAGUUCUUGUCAAAAUUGCUUGACAGAAGGUGGACAUUGCUCAGUCCUGAUACCAAAAUUCAUCAAAUUAUGGUUUCUUCAACAAAAGGGCGAAACAGAGGGGGAGUGUUUAGUAAUGUUUCUUUCUUAAACAAUAAUCAGCCUUAUCUUGGCAACAAGAUGUUUGAGGACAAUCAAGGCUUGUCAUUCUAUAUUGUGAGGGAUGAUUUAUUGCAUCCCUUUGUCAAUGGCAAUAAAGCUAGAAAACUAGAUGGACUGCUUCCUCUCAUUGAAGAUCAUGAUGUGACUGAUGUGGUUACAUGUGGCGGUUGUCAAAGUGCACAUGCAGCAGCUGUUGCUGUUUCUUGUGCAGAGAGAGGGCUGAAGUCACACUUGCUUCUACGAGGGGAGCAGCCGGCAAUUCUGACUGGCUAUAACUUGAUUUCAACAAUAUAUGGAAAUGUAACAUAUGUUCCGAGAUCCUUUUAUGCCCAUAAGGAAAAAAUGCUACAAACUCAUGCUAGUAUGGUUGCAGGCAGUAGUGGUAAUGUUGUAUAUUGCAGUGAUAUUAUUGAUGCGUUUAUAACAGCCCAGACAUUUGAGCGUUCAAAGUUUGUGCAAAUGGAUACGCCUAGAAGCACCAAGAGCCACUCAACAAAGGUUGUUGUAGUCAAUGAAGGUGCAGGAGAUGCUGUUGCAUUGCUAGGUCUAUUUCGUUUGGUUGACUACCUAUCUCAGGACCAUUUACUUGGAAGAACGAGGGCUUUCAACUUUGUUGUGGAUUCUGGUACUGGGACAACUGCUAUUGGUUUAGGCCUUGCUGCCCUGUGUCUAGGGCUUCCUUGGAAAGUUACUGCUGUAAUGUUGGCUGACAAAAUUGAUGCAUACAGAGAACAAGAAAGACGCUUAAUUUUUGAAUUUAAGAGGCAGUUUUGUUUUCUUCUUGAUAUUCACAAACUAAAUGGUGCAGAUGAUGGAAUUGUGCACUGGGUAGACCGUAGUUGUCCAAGAAGAUUUGGCAACAUUUUGGAAGGGGACAUAGAGGCUUGCCAGCAAAUUGCACAGCAAACUGGUAUUCUAGUGGAUCCUGUCUAUACCUUAGCUGCUUGGGAAAUGGCAACACAAAUUAGCACUGCACACGGAGAUGCCGAUGUGGUGAUGCUUCACACUGGCGGCACACUUGGCAUAUUUGGAUUAGCACAGAGGUACAAAUCAUACUUCGGUAUGCUCAACGAUGUAACAAAGAGUUAAUUUUUGUAUGUUAUUAUUUCCAACUCUAUUUCUCCAUAUGAGCUUUGUAUUAAUUUUGGUGUGGGAGCAGAGUAACAGAAACAGGGAAAGACAAAGAAGGGUUCCUAUUAUAUGGAGGUUUAACCGAAGUUUAGUGUAUUCAUCUUGUUUAGACUGGUAUAUUUGACUUGGAAAGUAAGUUUAUAAAGUUGUAUCUUUCUAAUUCUAGAA